AUUUUGGGUAAACAGACGAAGAAGAACAACAACCCGGAAGAGUGUCGCACAGUGCUGACGCUUCCCUUCAUUCAGAGCAUCUUUGCUUUCUUCCUCUUACCUUUGUGUUUGAAAUAAAAUAACUUCUUAAUAUAGUGCUCCACAUGAGUAAAGGUUGAUAGCAGCGUGAUAUAGAAUGGAGGCAGGCUGAGGGAUGCAGACAGCCCGGCUUCACUCCUCCUGUCUGCAGAGAGUCUGAAUCUGAUGCACCAUGAUCCCCGUGUCUCUGCUGGUGUUUGUGAUGGCAGGAUGGUGUGUGGUCUAUCUGGCCGACACGAUGCUGAAGUCAUCAGUGACUCAUCGGAUCAGGUACGAGUCAUGGUUGGCGAGUAAAGGGCUGAUGUUGUCUCCCUUCCAUGUGAGAUGGCAGACCACCAUGUUCAACCGGCUGUUUGCGUACUGCGCUCGCAUCAACCCUCAAGCCCUGCACCUGUGGUUCAGCGGCGGUCUGGUGUUUGGUAUCAUUUCCAUGGUGGGGUCAGUGGUGCUGCUGAUAAGGACGCUCCAGCAGACACUUGCUCAGAUGACCACAAACAACCCUCGGAUGGGAGGUCAACAGGCGCUGCAGGUGGUGGUCCCUGGUGUCAAUCUACCCACCAGUCAGCUGGCCUACUUCUUCAGCGCCCUGCUGCUCAGUGGAGUCAUACAUGAGCUGGGCCACGCUGUGGCAGCACUGAGGGAGCAAGUACGGGUGAACGGUUUUGGCAUGUUCAUAUUCGUGGUGUAUCCUGGUGCGUUCGUGGACCUCUUCACCACGCACCUCAACAUCGUAUCCCCCGCCCAGCAGCUCCGCAUCUUCUGCGCCGGAGUGUGGCACAACUUUGUCCUGUGUGUGGUUGCGUUGGCCUUCCUCUUCCUGCUGCCAGCUUUCCUCUUCCCCAUGUACUACACCGGAGCCGGGGCGCUGGUCACUGAGGUCGUGCAGGGCUCUGCAGCUGAGGGUCCUCGGGGUCUGUCAGUCGGGGACAUAGUGACGGGGCUGGAGGACUGUCCGGUCAGGGGGGUGGAGGACUGGAGCAGCUGCCUGUCUCGCCUCUCUAACGCCCCACAGACCGGAUACUGCGUCCCCGUCACCAGCUUGCAGCACAGCUGGGCACACGGGCGAGCCUUCAAGCGUUUGGAUGGAACGAUGGACUGCUGCAGCAACAACAGCCUGACAGAUCUCUGCUUCUCUUACAUGAACCCACCGGGCAGGAAGGAGAGAGAGUACGCCUGCAUGCCGGUGAGGAAGAUGGUGUCGGGGACACAAGUGUGCAAAACCAACGAGGACUGCGACGCACACGCCCACUCUGCUGCAAGCAUUUGCGUCACUCCCUCUCUGGAGAACCAGACUCGCUUCAUCCGAGUCACGCACCCGCCCAACACCCACAUGCUGUUUGUGGGGUACCCGCCGCACCUCCAGUAUGCAGUGAGCUUGACAAACUUCAUCCCCCGCUUCACUUUCCUCCACCUGGAUCUGCCCAUCUUCUUGGAAACCUUCUGCAAAUAUCUCGUGUCCCUCUCUGGUGCGUUAGCUGUUGUCAACUCGGUCCCAUGUUUCGCUCUGGACGGUCAGUGGAUACUGAACGCCCUGCUGGAGGCCACGCUGGUUACUGUGGUAACGGAUCGUCAAAAGCGAGAGCUGAUCGGUUUCUUCCUGCUGCUGGCAGGCAGCGCUCUGUUGGCAGCCAACGUGGCUCUGGGACUGUGGAUGGUCACCGCGCGGUAGCCGCAGCAGAGAGCCGCCCUGUCAGAACAAAAAAAAAAACACCAAAUGAAUGAAAGUCCAUGAGGACUGAGAGCUGUUCUCUCUGGAAGUGUUCAACACGCGUGGACCACUAGACUGUGAACAAACAGGGAAUAGACUGCAAUACCCAGCAGCACUGCUCGGUUUAUUGAGACUGAGAGGCAGAAUGUUGCUCUGCCUCCAAGGCUUUGCCGGACCACCAGGGAAAACAACAAGAACCUUCUUCCACCUUGUUGCCACCAUAUGCUCAAAGCACAUACACAAAUUUAACAAUGCACUUAAUGUAAAGCACUGUCAUACCCGACUGUUUACACACACAACACUAUCUUUCCAAACACUCUUUUGUCUUUGCUGUGUUUGAAUGAAAGCUUCUUUGGUUAAUGAUUGGUUGGAUACCAAAAUGCCAUAUUUACAAACUGGAACAGCAUGGAUGUGUGUGUCUGUCUUGGAUUAGCGUGUUAAGAGAAAUAUUAAAAAGCCUUUACGUAAUCAUCGAAUGCCGGACGACACCUUAAUCCUCGACUCCGUAUCACUGUUAAAGAAAUCUUGCUACCUAUUAUUCAAGUCUGAAAGAAAUGCCUCCUUGUUACCAAAUACUCAAACUAUAUCACACAAUCAAAGUUCAUGUCAACUUUUUAAAUCUAUCUAUACAACACGUGUAUUCAGUAUUCACCUGUCUCUCUCUCCACCAGGGGGAAAACCUUUUUCUCACUUUUCUUCUCCAAUACGUUUUUAUUCUUUUGGCUUCUAACUGUCCGUGGUUCGUCAACGUUGUGAAACAAAGAACUUUUUAUUUAAGAGCUCACAGUCAAGAUGUUUGUUAAUAAAAUGAUUUGUUCUGUUCAUCUAC
This is a messenger RNA of Notolabrus celidotus (New Zealand spotty), 2615 nucleotides long. It is a transcript of the gene mbtps2, whose product is annotated as membrane-bound transcription factor peptidase, site 2. NCBI's taxonomy places the organism in Eukaryota, Metazoa, Chordata, Actinopteri, Labriformes, Labridae. The record is from RefSeq and is a predicted model, not a curated record. Gene Ontology annotation, cellular component: membrane; cytoplasm. The transcript has 11 exons. Gene Ontology annotation, molecular function: metalloendopeptidase activity; protein binding. The coding region runs from base 251 to 1747 and encodes 498 amino acids. Gene Ontology annotation, biological process: membrane protein intracellular domain proteolysis; regulation of response to endoplasmic reticulum stress.